Molecule: messenger RNA, 3253 nt
Organism: Acanthaster planci (crown-of-thorns starfish)
Lineage: Eukaryota; Metazoa; Echinodermata; Asteroidea; Valvatida; Acanthasteridae
Biological process (GO): regulation of transcription by RNA polymerase II; epidermal cell differentiation
Cellular component (GO): nucleus
Molecular function (GO): RNA polymerase II cis-regulatory region sequence-specific DNA binding; DNA-binding transcription factor activity, RNA polymerase II-specific
Source: RefSeq, a predicted model, not a curated record
AAUAACUAGCAUUGAAAUCUGCAACAGCUAACAUUACUCCUUUGUGUUUUUCGGGGCGUCUAAUGUAAGGUUUGCUUGAAGUUAUCUUCAGCGAUUUUAGACUUCAAGAAAAAGACUCUUUUGUCUGGUUCUCGAAACUGCGGGUUCAGUUUUGUAUCGGCUAUGUUAAAUUAUAGGUCUGUGGAGUUUCCUGCUCAGUGCGUAAGAUGCAAAAAACGUACUUUUGCAGACAGGCAAAGCAUAUAAACUAUCAUAACUUUGUGGUGUGCAAACACUGAUGGAAGUACUUCCAUUUAGUGGGGGUGUUAAGGGCUCACAAAAUGAUUCCUGAUGAGUCGCAUUGGAACCCCUUCGGAACAAAGCCAAGAUAUUACUGUCUGACUGUAGUGUAGCUAAGUAUGUUUGUCAGGACUGGAGGUUGGCCCAGGACGAGUUGACAUCGCUAAAGGUGGCAUGACGACAAUGAUGACCAAGCCAAAUAACAACAAACCUAGUUCCAGCACACCUUCCGUAUUCCCCAAGUUUAAGUGCAGCUGGCCCAAUUGCUCCUUCACGGCCAAACGCCGGGCACUGCUGAAGAACCACCUCAGGAACCACAGCCAGGAGAAGCCGUUCAAAUGCCGCUACUGCAGCUACAGCACCGAGUCCCGCAGCAACUGCAACGUCCACGAACAGCGUAUGCACACAUUCCAGAGACCACACAAGUGCCACUACUGUGCCUAUUCCUGCGUGCAAAGUACGACUCUUCGGCAGCACGUUCAGAUAAAACACAAAGAACGAUGCCAGUACCGUUGCUUCCAGUGUCGCAGCUUCUAUUGCCAACGCGAGAGCCAACUCAUGUACCACCUCCUGAAAGUCCACCAGACUACCACCAUCAGCGAGAUCUCCCCGUACCUGAACCCUACGUACCUCCCUGAUUACCUCCCUGCCAUGGCUGAGUUUGCCUGCCGUCAGACCGGUGACCAAGGACUAGCCAUCAGUAAUGCUUCCACCCAGCAACAACCAACGGAACCCUUACUGAACCAGCCACAGCAGAGCAGACGCUACGCUGCAGCCCAGCAGAAGGCUGUGCUGCAGAUCAGCCCAACCCCUUGUAAGCUGAUACGAUCCACCACCAACAGUUUUCCCACGAUCGGCAGCAGCGUGGUGACGCCCACAGUAGUGGCGAGCACGUUCCAGCCUAUCCAGGCGGGCAGGAGAAACUCAAGCGGAGCCUCCCAGUAUCAACGGCCGCAUCCGCAGACUACGAGGCAGGCGAGCCUGAAUGAUCUGUCCGAGCACAGUCUCCUUGCCAGCAGCUCUCUCAUCACCCCGCUGGACGGCGGGCCUGAGGUCAUCGAAAUAAUCGAAAAUGACGACGAGAGUGGCCUGACCGAGGAAAAGCCGGAUGGACAAAGCAACAAUGGCCUCUAUUGCUGCAGUCACUGCCUGUUGACGUUUACAGAUGAAAAUGGUCUCAUUAACCAUGUCCUUACCAUUCACCCUGAGACCACGUCCCUUGAGCAGAGGGAAACCACCGAGGAAGGCAUUCACCAGCAAGGCAUUACACACCAAGACAGCAUCACCAGCUCCAGCAGUUUUGUCGUCACGUAUCCAACAAACCAGUCGGCAAUGACUGAGGCUUCCCCAGUCUCUGUACCAAUCUCACACAGUGACUUUGCAGUACCUCCGGUCGUGAAGCAAGAAGAGUCGCCGGGCUCCCAGCUUUGCCCGGAAGUCUGGCCGUCAGUUUCGCACAUUGACGACAGGGUUCCGAGUGACACUCGGCGGCAAGAGCGGCUCAGCUCCGAGACGAUCUCAGAGAGCGCAUUUGCAAACGUCCAAAUCCAGCGAAGUGCCAGCAGAUCGAGUCAGGACGGCAGCCUGGGGCAGCCCGUUUCAGCCAGGGAGGGUACCCCCCUGCUCAGCAUGCCUUCACCCACCACAACACACAGCAACAGGGUCACAGUGUCGACCCAGACCGUUCCAUCCUCAGCAGAGAGGGGUGAAGCAAACCCGAGCAAAUUCCGCUGUGUCCAUUGCAACAUCGUUUUCCCGGAUAAUGUGCUGUUCACCAUCCACAGAGGCGCUCAUGGAUUCCGUUCACCGUUUGAAUGUAACUUCUGUGGCAAGGAUUGUGGUAACAAGCAUGAAUUUGCAUCUCAUUUGCAUAAUUGUUCUUGAUAGCUGACAGGCUCUUUGAAUUGAUAUCUUCAGCAAACUGUUAUUGCAGUCAAUCUUAAUCUUGUUAAAAUUAAACAUUUUAUCAACCAUAAAUCUUAUGUACAGUUUUGCACCCAUUUAUUGGCCCCACCCCGAAAAAAUGAGAUCUUGCAAGAGGUCCAUAUUACUUGCAGAAAAUUAUUGAAGAAUUUAACAUUUUUAUAAUGCCAUCACUUGACGCUUUUCAGUGUCAAAUAUAUUUAGUAUGUAAGUCGGCAAAUGUCGGCAAAUUCCUAUUUUCUAAUAUCUUUAACCCAAGCACAUAGUUUGGAUCCGUGGAGUAAUGUGAACUUAAACUUAUCAUAAUUAUUUCUGAAUCAACAAGUAAUAUGCCAUUUCUGUAAAUGCAUGCCAGUAAAUUCAGUUUCAAUUUUUAUCUGUAUACUUUAUAUGAACAAGUUUAACAACUGUACAUUGCAUGCAGUGCACGUUUUAAAUAUUUCACAAGUACGACCAGGCUUUAACAGGACUGGAUAUACCUUCCAAAACUAUUGCAUUGCCAAAAGGAAAGACUGAAGCUUGAUAACUUUUUAAUUUUUUAAGGGAAGUAAAAAAAGAAAUGUUCUGUGGUAAUAAUGUGACACCAAACAGCCAAAGCAAUUUUGUAGUAAUUUUUAGAAACUUUUGAAGAAUGUUUUUGAUAUAUUUUCUCUGCCUGGUCUGAUUUGUAAUUGAAGGCAUAUGAGUCAGAUCAAUUGCAUUACCCAAGGAAUUUGCCUGACAACUAUUAAUACCUAGAGAUUUUACCUGGUAAUAUGUUUUUUCUAAUUGAGCCAAAGUAAAGAAUGCACUGGUCAGAGAUCUCUCUUGUAACCAAAGAAAUACAUGUUUUCCCUGCGUUGCUCAGGCAACAUCUUCAUUAGAUUUGGAGUUCAUUUUCCUCAGACAUACUUAAAAAACAUGAAAUAAAAAGCAACUUGUAUGUUGGUCUUAAGCCUGCUGCCAACUGCAAAUUCCCAGUGGAAAAUGUCAGCAGUUUGUUUUGACUGUAAAUGGCUUUCAGUGGUCCAAGGAAAGAUCACAUUAAAUUUUCAUUUCCUUUUUCCUAGAA